CUUACAGGGAUAAGUGUUUUCUACUUCAUCUUCCUGGUCUUCGUGCUGUUUCAAACUAGGAAAGACUUUCGAAGGAUACUGGAAUGGUUAUAUCCAGAGCUAGAGGGAAUCACAGUGGAGGAAAAGGAAUAUGCUGCCAACUGCUCUGAAAUAGACCUGCCACGAAUCGUGUCCCAUUUGGAUUGUUUUGCUAUGGCUCAUUUCCUAGGCUGGAUAACAAAGGCUAUGCUCAUUCGUCACUACGGAAUUCUCUGGACUAUCAGCAUUAUGUGGGAGAUCACAGAGAUGGCCUUUUGUCACUUACUGCCAAACUUUGCUGAAUGUUGGUGGGAUGCUUGGGUGCUGGAUGUUCUUGUGUGUAACGGUCUUGGCAUCUGGAUUGGAAUGUUCCUGUGUAAGAAACUGGAGAUGAGGAAUUAUCAUUGGGAAAGUAUCAAAGAUAUCCACACCACAACAGGAAAGUUGAGGAGGAUAGUGCUACAGUUUACCCCUGUAAGUUGGGCAGAUGUAAAAUGGCUGGACCCAAUGUCAUCAUAUCGUCGUGUGGCAGAAGUGUGUCUCCUCAUAAUUGUUUGGCAGGGGGAUAAAAAUUCAUGUUGUCGUCCUGAAGAAGCCCAGGAGGGCGAAACCGGUAGACGACAGUAUUACCUUUAUGUAACAGACCGACAGUGUAAACGCCUCGGAACACAGUGCUGGAUGUUUUGUGCCAUCACAUUGACAGAGGCGAUAGUCUGUUUGAAAUUUGGAACAGAUUUAUUCAAGCAAACAGAUAUAUCAUAUGUGAUCUACUGGUUCUUAGUACAGCUGAUAGGUAGUGUGAUCUGUGUUUACCUUUGUGCUGUAUAUGCCAAAAAAUGGCGAUGGACAUCCCUAGAUGAUGGAUUCUUCGUCACAGAUUCGGAGGCCUCACACGAUUCCUCGACACCAAAGAAAUCUCCAAAAAUCAGCAAUGGUAAUGCAGCUAAUGGCUACAACCUAAGGAAGAGACAACAGGCAGCCAAUGGCAAUGUAGGAUAA
Molecule: messenger RNA, 1017 nt
Organism: Ylistrum balloti
Lineage: Eukaryota; Metazoa; Mollusca; Bivalvia; Pectinida; Pectinidae
Product: phosphatidylserine synthase 1-like
Exons: 11
Biological process (GO): phosphatidylserine biosynthetic process
Molecular function (GO): L-serine-phosphatidylethanolamine phosphatidyltransferase activity
Source: RefSeq, a predicted model, not a curated record